UAAUACUUGUAGUUAUUUAACGUGAUACAUGAUCAGCAUAACAGUUAGCUACGUUGAUCUAUCGAAUACUACACUGCCUGUUGCCUACACCCUACGUACUUAUAUAUCCUCCAUCAAAAAGGGCUGCUUAUGAAGAGUGAAAGAUAUAAGGGUAUGUGGUGGGAGUAAAUGGAGUGUCUUGUGGUCAUUCGGAGUUAGUUGCUCUUAUGCUCGCCGGCCUCCAACAACUGUUCAGAGAUGUACGUUUACUAAAAUAACUUUGCCUUUCAAAGAAAGAAAAAUAAUGGUUUUUUAUAUCAGUGUUGAUUAGUUAAUUAAUUAUUCAAAGUUCGGUUUUAUAAAUAAUUAGUGAAUUAAAAUUAUUGGAUUAAAAAUCAUUGACAUUUUUAUUAAAUAAUCAGCAGAAAAAUUGGAAAAAAAUGCUUAUUAAUUAUUUAAUAAAAUAAAAAAAUAUUUAAGUGAUCAAUUUGAUGAUGUUGGUAUUGUUAAGAUAAUUAUUGGAAGUGGUAUAAUUAGAUAAUGUGAUAAAGGAUAAAGAUGUUCUUGAUGGUGCAGCUAGAACAAGAGUGGAAGAAGAAAAGAAGGACAAUGGAGUUAAAAUUGAUCAAAAGUUGAGUGAAAUUUUUGAACAAUUAAUGAAGACGCGAUUGACGAAUCGCGCGGUAUAUUAAGUUAAUAUUAUGUUAUCAAAACGAUUAUGCGCACUACUAAAGGUGUUGGCACUGGUAACAAGUAUUUCGGCUUUAUUGCCAGAAGAUUUGGAAGAACAACCGCCUACAACUGGCAGUUUAUUGGAAGAUUGUGCAUCCCGAUGUCCCGAUUUAGAUUUCAAUCAGAACCGCACAGAUGACAUCAGUUUAGAAGUGGGCUGCGGAGUAAGAUGUAAAAUAGAUCAGUGUGAAAAAGGAUGUACAGCAUGGGAACAAGCUUUAGAAACUAGCUGUCAAUCAAUAUGCAAUGGUACCCAAGAAUUGCUACCUCCAAAAGAAUUAUAUUGCGUCCUUGGUUGUCAUGAUGCUCUUAAUCGUUAUUUUCAACAACUCAAAGCGGAAAUAGGUGUACCACCAGCACCAGCAUUGGUUGCUGAUUCUUUGACAGCAACUUCGUUACGACUGGAAUGGAAGGGAAUUGAUAUCAAAAGAAGAGCCACUGGGAUUUCGUACCUAGUACAGUGGAGAUAUGAAGAGUUGGCUGAAACUUGGCAAUAUUGUCGGAAUCAAUCGUGGGGGGAAGAUGAUCAAAUACUUGUUGAAAAUUUACAGCCUUAUACUAAAUAUAGGUUUCGAGUGGCCUUGCUAUUAAAGUCAUCACAACAUAAUCCUGAGCCUAUAGUUUCAUCUCCAAGUGUAGUAAUACUUACUUUGGCAGAGGGUCGACCAACUUCAGCACCAGUAAUUGUAAGAGCAGCAGCAGUCGAUAGUUGCCGUGUGUCUGUAUCUUGGGAACCUGGACCUUUUGUCAAUGGUCCACUUUUGUCUUAUGUUUUACAAUUACAAGGAGCUGAUUAUACCCUUCUCAAUAAGGAUAUUCCAGCUUCAGAGAACACCAAUCAUUACAUGUUCCAAAACUUGAAGCCAAAUCAAAAUUAUUCAGUAAGUGUAUCUAUGAGAAAUGCUAUUGGAGAUGGACCACCAGCAGUCAUUUACAUCACUACACCUCCAGAACCAACUGUCAAAGACACUCAGCAACCUAUCUUAAUUCUGGGUGGUGAACGUGUGGUGAUGAAGCAAGGUGCAGACAUGCUUGAUGAACCAAGUAUUAUUUAUCGAACGAAUAGCCGUAUUCGUGGAGUAGCAAUUCACGUAGCUUCAGCACAGUUGUUUGUAUCAGAUGCAAUGGGAUAUAUUUUUCGAAUUUCCAUACUCGAUGAAUCGAAAGAACCAGUGGUGAUUCUUAGACCAGAUCAAGCUAAUUUUAAACCUCUAAGUCUAACAGUGGACUGGCUAAAUUCCCAUUUGUACAUCUUGGGUGAAGUGAAUCAUGCUACAACUGUUUGGCAAAUAGCUCGAUGUAAUCUAGACGGAAAAGGACUAACCGUAGCAAUGGCAGGUUUUAUGACCCGACCAUCCCAUAUUGAAGUAGAUCCUUAUAAUGGAUAUUUAUUUUGGGUUACAAGAGCAGGACUAUUCCGGUUGGAUUUAGCAGACAUCAGUAAUGGCAUAAAGCAUGAAGUUCAACCGUAUCUAAUUGUUGAAGAUAAAGAUUUAGGAGCUUUUACUGUAGACCAUACUAAUUUUCGUCUGCUUGUUCCGGAUCAUACACAAAAUACCGUCAUUUCUGUGUCUCUAGAUGGUCGAGAGAUUCUUAACCUUCGUGACAAUACUCAACAACCUAAGUUUAAAAAUGUAGUUUCUCUUGCUAUGGCGAAUGGUCUCUUUUACUGGACGAAUGGAGAGGAAGUUUUGACAGAAGGUUAUCAUUCAGGACAAAAUAGAUACUUUCAUAAUGCUUAUCCUGAUAGAUCAGACGGGUCUUUUGUGAGUGUAAAUGUAUUGAUGAAUGCAAGUCAACCAAUUCCAGUUCCUGUCAAUCCUCCGACCGGUGUCCAAGCUGUUCUUGGAGCAAAAAGAGCUAAGGUAUCCUGGCAAGCUCCUCAUCUGCUUGGCGGACAAGGUAAAGGUGCUUGGCAAAAUUGGUCGUAUGAAUUGGAAAUUAAAGACAACACUACUGGAGAUAUUAUUCAACAGAGAGAAAUAUCAGGAUUAAGUCAUGUAGUUAAUGAUUUACGAGAAAAAUCAGAGUAUAUUAUCAAAGUUGCUGCUUAUACAAAAGCAGGACAUGGUCCUUGGUCCACAGAAUUUCGUGGAAAAACAUUACGAGAAAAUUCUCACGCUUCUAUUCUGUGGUCAGCGAAUGAAGGGCUUCUGAAGAGUGAUGUUACAGGUGAAAAUGUAAAUACUUUAAUUUCAAAAGAAAGCCUGCGGGAUUCUGAAACUGAAUAUCAUAUCGUUGAUGUUAGUUGGUAUCAAGAUACUUUGUACAUAGUAGGUAAUAAUUCAGCACUUUAUCGAUACAAUAUAACUAGUCAUGAAAAGACUAAAUUGAAUAUCAAUUCUGUUGGUAGUGUGGCCGUAGAUUGGAUAGCUAAGAAAAUAUAUUGGGCAAAUCCAAAACAACAAAUUAUAACUCGAGCUAAUUUGAAUGGAUCUCAUCAAGAACCAAUGUCUAUUUUAGCAAUAGUUAAAGAAUUAAUUAUUGAUUCUCAAGAAGCUUAUUUAUAUUGGUCGACAGGUCAUGCUGUUGAAGUUGCAAGACUUAAUGGAUUAGAUAGAAGAUACUAUCACUCUGAUGAAAUAUUUAAUGGCAAACAAGUGAUGGGAUUAACUUUAGAUACAGAAAAUAGAUAUAUUUAUUGGAUUGUCAGAAGCUAUGAAAGUGGCUCGGUUGUCUAUCGAGCACCAACAUCAGAGAAAAUUUCAAUCAAUCAAAAAAUCAUUCCUGAAAAAGUAUCAUCUCUUCAAUAUCCAAAUAUUCAAGGCCCGUUGUGCUAUUUUUCCGAGCAUUUAUUGUGGCUUCAAGAUGAUAAAAAUGCUGUAAUUGGAGAUUUAACUGGUCAAAACACUGCUAUGAUUAAUGGAAUUACUUUAAUUGGAUUACAUAUGGUAGCUAUCAUAGAUCCAGCUCUUCAUCAAUAUCCUGAUGGUUUAACUAAAGAAAAUAUAUCUGUUAUUCCACGAGCAGUAGCCUUUGAUAGCAUUCGAGUUGAAGGAACUUGGCGGAAUUUCUAUGUCACAUGGGAUCCAGUAAAUAAUACUAAUUAUGGCACAGUCUUUUAUGAAGUUAAGUUUGCUAAUUUUAUUAACACCAAUUCUAAUGCUGAAAUAACUACUGAUACAAUAGUACCUUAUAACAAUUCUGAACAAAUUUUACCUUAUUCUGUUCUUGAAGUUACAAUCAAAGCAUUUACAUAUUGGGGAGCUGCUCCACAUUCAAGGAAAGUCCUUAGAACACCUCAAUCUGUUCCCAGCCAGCCAACUAAUGUUCGAGGUUUUGUUGAAUUCAAUCAAGAUCCAAUGAAUAAUAAUCAAUUGGACAUUUGUAUAACUUUCAGAUGGGAUUUACCAGAAUUUCAAAAUGGAGUAAUUCGAGGGUAUACUUUAAGAUGUUGGUAUGUUGAAAAUCAUGUUGAAGUUCAAAUUUGCGAUCAAGUAACUGUCAGUCAUAAUACCAGAGAAUAUAUAGCUAACAAUUUGAAAGCUAACACAAGCUAUUAUUUCGAAGUAAGAGCUUUCACUGAUGUUGGAGCAGGUCCAUUUGCAGACAUGAUUAAUAUUUCUACAGAAUAUGAAGAUCCAGUUCCACAAUUAAUUGUCUCUACAACUGAUUCUGUUAAAUUAGCUGAUCUAGAUCUAAAGUCUAAUGAAAUUCUCACCAGACAUAUUGCAGUUGAAGUAAGAUACUUUGCUACAGAACAAAAACUCUAUUGGAUCAACGAAAUGCAAGAAAUUGUGAGAGCUGAUUUAAAAGGAAACAAUGCUACUAAAAUAUUAUCUUUAAACUCGACAGCAACGAGUUUGUGUGUUGAUUGGAUAUCAAGAAGUCUCUAUUGGGCUGAGACUUUAAGGAAGACUGGCGAGAGUAAUAUCAUGAAAUUAGAUUUAAAUGCUUGGGAAUUCGGGAAACUUGUACUUGAAAAAAUAGUCACCACCAGCCAAAGUAUUGUUAAUCUAGACAUUUCGCCAUUGACCGGUGAUUUAUUUUGGAUUGAAUUAACUGAGGGUCAUCAUGCUGGAAUUAUUAUGCAAUCUGAUUUAUAUGGAGAAAAUGUUAAACCGUUUUUUAAUCAUGAUGAAGAGGACUGCACUUGUCCUUAUAGACCAUUAAUAAAACCAACAAUGGCAAUUGAUAAUACUGAUUCCCAUAAUGCUGUAAUGUAUUGGAUUUCAUUGGAAGGACAAUUAAACAUAGCAGGAAUCAAUGGUUGUGUCUGUAGUUCAAUUAUUAAUCCAGGCUUUAAUCGUGGUCUUCCGCCAGUGUCUCUAACUAUUGAUAAAAUAAAUGUCUACUGGUCUAAUUUAGCUGGAGAUGAAAUUUUCUUCGUCAAUAAAGUCUAUCCUAAUGAACAAGAUAUUAAAAGAAUUUAUUUAGAAAAUAUUCGAGGUAUUAAAGCAAUAGGUAAAUCAUUACAACCAUAUCCAAAUGCUGACUGUUUAAAACCUUUUAAAACUUCUUAUACAGUUGAGGAAAUUAAUAAAAAAGCUAAUAGUAUAACAAUAAAACUACCAAAGCCACAGAUAAAUUAUGGUUGUAAAUAUUAUAAUCUUCCAAGCGUUCGUUAUACAAUUCUAGUGUUCCAAUGUUGUGAUAAUAAUCCUGAUAGAUGUGAGGAAAAGAAAGUGAAGAUGCGGUUGCAAGGAUACUCGAGAGAGAUUGAAAUAAAAAACCUUGAACCUUUUACUACUUAUGAAUUCAAACUGGCGUUGAGUAAUUAUUACAAUGAGUCACAAUUGGAAUUUGGAUCUUCAGUGUUAUUACGCACUGCAGCAGGAGCACCAUCAGCACCAGUGAAUGUAACAGUUCAAGCAUAUACUCCAACUCUAGCAGCUAUUCAUUGGUAUCCACCAGAAGUCUUAAAUGCUGCUGAUGUCUGGUAUGAAAUUCAUUGGCGAGCACUGCAUUUAGUCAAUGGAGAGCGACCUAAAGGUGAAAAGUUGAUAAAAAAUUUGAAUAAAACUUCAGAUGGUAAAUAUGUAGAAUUAUUGAAGCCUUUAAUUCCUGGCCAAGAUUAUUUGGUAUUUGUUCGAGCUUAUCCAGCAGAUUCUAAUGAUACUUAUGGAGAAAGUAAAGGUCAGAUAGUCCACAUGUAUCCAGAACCUAAUAAUUUAACACUUAGUGGUGUCAGUAUUAAUGCUCUAAAUAUUACUUGGGCUCCUACUGUUAAUCUAACUAUCAGUUAUAUCCUAGAAUAUACAAUGGUAGGUGAGCUGGAGAAAUGGCGAGUAGCUCAUGACUAUUGGUCAAUUGAAAAUAACACUAAAGUUAAAUUUUCUAUCACAGGACUUUUACCUCGAACCAUGUAUAAAUUUCGAUUGAUUAUCAGAUACCCAAUUUAUACAGAAGACUUUAUUUGGCCUACAGAUGCACGGUUUACUUUUCAUACACUUGGAGAUGUUCCAAGUGCACCAGGAGUACCGAUUGUCACGAAAUUAAGGAAUUCAGUGUAUCAAUUAAACUGGGAACCUGCACAAGCUCAUGGAUCGCAUGUAACUAUGUACAGAUUAAAAGGGAAAAUAGUUGAUGAUAUUGAUUAUCAUCAUGAUAAAAAUAAUGAAUGGAAAUUUUAUUACAAUGGAACUGAUAAUUAUUGGAUCAUUGCUGGGGAGAUGAAUCAUAAAUAUAUAUUCCGAGUUCAAGCAAAAAAUGCAUAUGGAUUUGGAGAAUGGAGCAAUGCUAGUGCUGUUGUUGAUUUAACUGAUUGGACUGUUGGUGGAACUGUUUUAGCUGGACAACAGCAUCUAGGUUUAAUCCUAGGACUAGUUGUUCCCAUUGCUACAAUUAUUUUACUUUGCUUUUGUUAUUUUCUUUGUCUAUACAAUCGACAACGUAAAGAAGUCAAGAAAGCAAUUCUUCCACCACCUAUUGUAUCAGACGUUGAAUUAGCAACACUUCGUGAAAUUCCUAGAGGUAAUUUUGUUCAAUCAAAUACUCUAUAUGUUUCAUCACUUCAACAUGAUCACGAUGAUUCAAUGCUACCAAAAAUACGACGGGAUCAGAUAACAUUAGCUAAAUUCCUUGGAAGUGGUGCUUUUGGUGAAGUCUUUCAAGGUAAUGCUAAAGAUAUUGAUGGUCCAGGAAUUACGCCAGUAGCAAUAAAAACAUUGCGUAAAGGAGCAACAGCUCAAGAGAAAACUGAAUUUUUACAAGAAGCGCAACUAAUGAGCCACUUUAGACAUAAGCAUGUGCUUAGAUUGUUAGGUGUAUGUCUUGACACAGAUCCACCACUAUUAGUACUAGAAUUAAUGGAGGCAGGUGAUUUAUUGAGUUAUUUGAGGGCAAGUCGCUCAUUACCGCCUUCAGACUCUCGAGCUUUACGAUUGCAAGAUUUAUUAGCAAUGUGCGAAGAUGUAGCAAGAGGAUGUAGAUAUCUAGAAGGAUUACACUUUGUUCAUAGAGAUCUUGCAUGUCGAAAUUGUCUAGUAUCGGCAAGAAAUCGAGAAAAUAGAGUUGUAAAAAUUGGAGACUUUGGACUGGCUCGAGAUAUUUAUAAAAAUGAUUAUUAUCGUAAGGAAGGUGAAGGGUUACUACCGGUGCGAUGGAUGGCACCAGAAUCACUGAUGGAUGGAGUUUUUACAACUCAAAGUGACGUCUGGGCAUUUGGAGUAUUAAUGUGGGAGAUUACAUCGUUGGGACAGCAACCUUAUCCAGCACGAACAAAUCUUGAGGUUCUACAUCAUGUUCGUGCUGGUGGAAGGCUUCCUAAACCACUUAAUUGUCCACCAGGAUUGCAUCAGUUGAUGCUCCAAUGUUGGUGUACGAUUGCUGAUAGCAGGCCAAGCUUUAAAGUGUGUUUAGAGCAAAUAAUUAUUUUAAAAAAUAAUACUGAAGAUACAACGCUUAUUCCUGUCCAUGCGGGUCAUUAUCUCACUAGACGAGGUAAUUCAUGGAAAUCUAGUAGCUCAGAAGAAAGCCGAGAUGCUCAACCAUUCCUACAAGAUACUAGUGGUGCAACAGUACGAAUGUCAGAUGUCAAAGUACCAAAAUAUUUAGAAUUAUUAGCUGAUAACUCAGAGUCAGUAAUAACAAAUAAUCCAAUAGGUGAAUACGAAAUUCCAAGAUCAAUACAUGUUAUAAAUGAUAAGUUAGAUAAUAAAAAUAAUAAUUGUAUUCAGUCUAAUUCGAAUGCUAAUUCUGACUCUAAAAUUGAUAUUUUAAUGCAAAAUAAAAUUCCUCCAGAGGAUUGCGAGCAUUUGGAUAAUAUUUUAACACAAAUAGGGUUAGGAAAAAAAAGUAAAACUUUAGAUAGUUCAGAUAUUAAUAAUUCUAAGAUUAUUUCUGCAUUUACUAAUGACUUACGAGCGUCAUUAAAUGAACACACACGCUUGAAGAGGAAUACCGAUGAAAGCUCAAGAAUUAGUUUAGAUGAUAGAAAUUGUAAUUCAUUGGGUUCAUCUAUAAGUUCAUUACGUAGUCCAUCAACACAUCCGAGCUCUUCAAUGCUCGAAUCACAAAAUAAUCAUCCAUUAAAAAAUAAUUCAUUAGAAAAUACUAGAGAUAUCACAAUAAAUGAUACAAAUAUUGUAAGUAAUGGAACAUUGAGAUUACAUAAAACUCAUAAUUUGCAAGGUAGUAAAGCAAAUAUACCUCUUGUUAUGAAUAAUGUUUUAUUAAAUUUACUAAGGCAACCACAUGGAAUUGAUGAGAGUCCUCAUAUUGUUACGUACACAAAUGUAAAUACUGAUUCUACUAAAGUUAAUUAGUUUAUAGUAAGGAAUUUUAUAAUGUGACUGUUUUAAUAAAACAAUUAAAAUUAAAAU
Chelonus insularis is the source of this 8474-nucleotide messenger RNA. It is a transcript of the gene sev, whose product is annotated as sevenless. Gene Ontology annotation, molecular function: transmembrane receptor protein tyrosine kinase activity; ATP binding; protein binding. Gene Ontology annotation, cellular component: signaling receptor complex; plasma membrane. Gene Ontology annotation, biological process: regulation of TOR signaling; multicellular organism development; protein phosphorylation. Bases 681 to 8417 code for a protein of 2578 amino acids. The record is from RefSeq and is a predicted model, not a curated record. The transcript is spliced from 10 exons. NCBI's taxonomy places the organism in Eukaryota, Metazoa, Arthropoda, Insecta, Hymenoptera, Braconidae.